Schistocerca nitens (vagrant locust) is the source of this 437-nucleotide messenger RNA. RefSeq lists its product as uncharacterized. The transcript is spliced from 4 exons. The record is from RefSeq and is a predicted model, not a curated record. The coding region runs from base 7 to 321 and encodes 104 amino acids. Lineage: Eukaryota; Metazoa; Arthropoda; Insecta; Orthoptera; Acrididae.
UCCACCAUGGCAUCCAACACCGUGCUCUGUGCCCUUCUUGUCGCUUUGGUAGCGGCACUCUGCAGUGGUGAGGCUGACGUCUCCAGCAGGCAGAAGCGCCCUUUUACGGACCAGCGCCUUGCUGAGUACCUGACGCUGUUGGCUCUGGAAGCGAUGGGCCACACCACCCCUCUGCCAGACCCGACGAUAGUAGGCCGCAAACGUUCCUUUUCGUCCGACGUGUGGAGACUGGUGAACGAAGCGGACUUGCCCGUUGAAGAAUACGUUUCCAUGCCCGGGGACUCGUCCAUGAGGAGACACCUGCGUCCGCUACAGAUAUGAGGCGGUGGAUGGAGCAAAACCGUUAAGAUCUUAGCUGGAGAUCUACCGCACAUUUGAGGAAAAUUUCAUACCACCAGAAAUCUGUGCUUUAAUUUUUUCUAUGGUCUAACGUACUC